GCUGCCUGCCGCUCCGUGGUAUUUCCAACAUAACAUCCCGGGUCAACACACUGACUCUGUCAUUUUGUCUCUGACCCUCCACUCCGCUCUUUCUGUCCCUCUCUCUGUCCGUCGUCCUCAGGCACCCAGACCGGACGGAGGACCAACACCUGCUGGUUUCAGGUAUGAGUGAGAGCAGCACAUCAACACAUCAGCAGGUUUCACACUGCAGCACUGGAUGGUUUAGUUCAGUUUUGGGAUUAUAAAGGUUAAGCCUGCUAUUGAAAUCGCCCGGAGGGGUGAGCUGAGGUCGACCUCGGCCUGGACCGGGAUCGAAUUGUUUCCACUGGUUGUUUGUGCUUCAUGAGCUGACAUGAAUUUAUGAGGGGAAAGUGUUUUUGUUUGUUUGUUUUUUUUUAAAGUUAUGUGCAGGUGCAUGUUGGCUUGCUGGUGAAAUAAAGCUGAGCAGAAAAUAUACUUAGAUGACAGCAAGAGACUAAACAAUAUUUACUGCAUGUGUUCCUAGAGUGAUCAAAAUUUAGAAGCAAGUGAGAUUCACCAGAAUAGUCUUUGUCCUGAGUACAGUACAGUUUAUUUACAGUCUUAGAGUAAUGAUCUCCAAAUGUAGAAUUGGCUUUUACAUCAUUAGAGGUCAGGAUGGAUUGCUUGUUCUGGUCUGUUGACUCACUUUACUGACAGUUUAUUAAUAGAUCUAUUGAUUCUUUGUUGCUCUGGCUAAUUAAAUGAUCAUCAUACUGGCCUAUCUGUUAUCCACUUUGAUUACACGCAAGUAAUUGUUGACCUCAGUUGUAUUUUUUUCAUCUUUGCCCCUAACUUACAGACCCUGUCACCAGAACUGAAAAGUCAGACAUGAUGAGAGGCAUCGGACGAGGGCCGGUGAAGAUGCAGAACAUGUUAAUGGAGCUAAUGGUGCUUGUGGGAGUCACUGGUAUGAGUUACGGUGCCACUCAGAGACCUGACUAUGAUGACACACCCAACCCGGAGUUCCUCAACCCGUCCUGGAUGGCCAGCAUCCCUGAUGACCAGCCGCUGUCUGAGAUCACCAUGCCUGGGACCCACAACACCAUGGCCCUGUACGGCGGCAUCUAUGCUGAGUGCCAGACCUGGAGCCUUGAGUCCCAGCUCCGUGCUGGUGUCCGCUUCCUGGACAUCCGUGUGCGUCACGUCAAGGGGAACCUGACCAUCCACCACGGGGUGUCCUACCAGCGGGCUCACUUCGGCCACGUGCUGGUGGGUGUGGCUGACUUCCUGAGCAAGCAUCCAAGUGAGACCGUGCUGAUGCGCCUGAAGGAGGAGUUCAGUGAGACGUAUGACAUCUACGGGGCUGUGGUGGACUACAUCCACCGCUACAUCCACUGGGACCUGCUAUGGCACAGUCGGCUGGUGCCCACCAUGGGCGAGGUCCGAGGGAAACUCAUCGUCCUGCAAGACUUUUCUGGGCCAGACUUGGGGAUGCGUUAUGGUUCCCUGGACAUAUCUGACGACUGGAGGGUUCCCACACUGCUGCACGUGGAGAAGAAAUGGCAGAGCGCGUAUGAGCACCUGGAGGCUGCACCCACAGGAAACAUGGCCCAGAUCUUCCUCACCUACAGCAGCGGAGCCGGUGUGUUCGCGUACCCAAGAGCCGUCGCUCAGCGCAUCAACACGCAGCUGUACAACUACCUGAGGGCCAAGACGGACCUGAACCAGCGUUUUGGAAUCAUAUGCAUGGACUUCCCUUCUGCUCCUAUGAUUCAAAUGAUCAUUGAGUUCCAGCUUAAAGAUGAGAUAAAGAGAGGACAGGCCUUUAACAGAGUUCCCAGCAAGGCAAGUUUGAAAUAUACGAUUUCCUUACUGAAAAAGAAGAUGAUCAAAGGUUUUACUGUUGAUGCCUGAGCCAAAAAUCAAGCACACGUACUUGUUGUGAGGGAAGAGUAGAUUAGUCAAUGACUGUACAAUCAAUGAGACGUCACUACAGCUGCUGCUCAAGUUCAAUAGUGAAACAAACAUGAUUAAAAUUACACCUCGGAUGAAACUUCUGAUUGUGUCAUUCACCAAAGAUACUGGGAACAAAAUAAAUGUCAUAAAAAAAUCA
This is a messenger RNA of Thunnus maccoyii (southern bluefin tuna), 2074 nucleotides long. RefSeq lists its product as uncharacterized. The transcript is spliced from 3 exons. Bases 850 to 1875 code for a protein of 341 amino acids. The record is from RefSeq and is a predicted model, not a curated record. Gene Ontology annotation, biological process: lipid metabolic process. Gene Ontology annotation, molecular function: phosphoric diester hydrolase activity. NCBI's taxonomy places the organism in Eukaryota, Metazoa, Chordata, Actinopteri, Scombriformes, Scombridae.